Ruditapes philippinarum (Manila clam) is the source of this 2370-nucleotide messenger RNA. RefSeq lists its product as uncharacterized. NCBI's taxonomy places the organism in Eukaryota, Metazoa, Mollusca, Bivalvia, Venerida, Veneridae. The transcript has 2 exons. The coding region runs from base 137 to 1663 and encodes 508 amino acids. Gene Ontology annotation, molecular function: zinc ion binding. The record is from RefSeq and is a predicted model, not a curated record.
AAAAUUUUAUCUACGUGGCCAAUCAAUGUAAAACCAGGAAGUAAAUGUUGACAUGAAUCAAAUAGUGAUAGCAAAAUAUUAGCAGUUAACAUUUAUUUGUGAAAAAAAAUAACGGAUUACAUUUCUAAGACGAAACAUGGCAGCCUCAGACUUAAAAUCAUCAACACAAUUUUCACCACAAACAACAUCCCUGUCAUCAGAUGAGGAUCUUCAAGUUUACUGUCAGCCAUGUGACGAGGAAGGAACCAGACUUCCUGCCCAUGGUUACUGCACAAACUGCAAGGAACAUCUUUGCAAGGUUUGUUUUACAGUCCAUAAAAAACAUAAACUUUCCAAACAUCACAUUCUACUAGAUGCUACAAGUAUGCCUAAAUCUUUACAACAUUCAACAGCCACCUACUUGGAUCAGCCUGAUGAUCUAACCACACCCUGUAAGAAGCACCCUAAAGAAAUGAUGAAGUUCUAUUGCAAUGAUCAUAGACAAUCUCUGUGUAGUGUUUGUGCUACCUUUGAACACCCAGUUACUUCCUGCAAUGUCAACUACAUACCUGAUGUUUCUGGUAAUAUAAUAAACAGUAAACAAUAUAAAGAUAUAUUGAAAACAGUAAAUAACAUUUCUGACCAAUAUCAACAGAUAGUAAAAGAUGUUCAGAAAAUGACAGACAAAUCUAGCAGCUCCCUGAAAGAGGCACUAGCAAACAUCAGAAAGUUUCGACAAGAAAUCAACCAAAGACUAGAUGAACUGGAGAGACAGACUGAAAAUGAAGCAACGGUCAUAGAACAAGAAAACAAGAAACAUCUAAAGGUAGUAGAAACAACAUGUGAAGAUGUGAUCAAAGCUAUGAAGAGAUUGUCAGAUAAUAUCAGACGCCUCAACACAUCAAAUCAAGCUGAUCAACUUUUCAUGGAACUCAAACUUGCAGAGAAAAAGAUGAAAGACAUAGAGGAUAAAUCACUACAGCUUACUUCAUACAAUAACAGUGAGGUAACCUGUAAAAUAAAUGAGGGAAUAUUAGUCAUGCUUAGAACAGAGACCUCAUUAGCUACAUGGAUACAGAAAAGAGAUAUCUGUGUAAAGAGAUCAGAAGAUAAUUCUACAUGUUGGAUAACAGGGAUAACCUACCUUAGCCCUGAUCUUCUUGUCGUCACUGACCAUGAUAACAACACUGUUAAACUGUUGGAUACCAGCAGUCAAUCUGUGUGUGAUCAACUACAACUUGAUUAUAAACCAUGGGAUAUUACCACAGUUACCAGUACAGAACUUGCUGUCACACUUCCCGACAAACAUGCAAUACAGUUUGUAUCAAUCUCAUCUCAAAAAAUUAAAAGCAAGCACAGUGUGAAGGUCCAUGAAAGCUGUUAUGGUGUUAGCUGUUAUCAAGAUAAACUUGUUGUUUCAUUCUUUUAUCCUGCAAAACUCCAGAUCCUUGAUAUGAAGGGCACCGUACUUACAAUAUUUGGGGAAAAUAUUGUGCAUGAGCCACGGUAUGUCGCAUGUAAUAGUAGUUCUAUCUAUGUAUCCGAUGUGGAAACAAGGAAAGUAACAAGAUUUAAUUGGCAGGGAGACUUGAUUGGAAGCUAUGGUCGAAUGGGUUUUCCUAGUGGUUUAGCACUGUCAGAUGGUGAUACAAUUUUUGUGUGUGACAAGGAGAGAAAGUCUUAAAGGAGUUAUCAGGAGAUUGUUCUAUUGGAAAAGUGGUGUUGGAGAAUCUCAAGUGUCCAUUUGCUGUACAUGUGUGUGGGGAAACAAAGAAGUGCAACAACUGUUAUGGUGGAGAUUACACAGACAUCAACUUUGUCCACAUUUAUAGAAUGUCAUAGACCCAAACAAUAUUUAGUGAACAUCAUGCUUUACUUGCGUAAAACAUUGUCUUAUCAUGCUUUGAAUUUGAAGCUGUCAAAAUGGGAAACGCGUGUGACUAAUUCAAAUGCUGAAGUUAUACAUACAACAACUGGUCAAACUGUGAAUGCUGGCUAGGCUCUAUACAUGUAACAUAGACAAAUCCUAAUUACUGCAAGCAUUUCAAUGGAUCGUAACACAAACAUGUCAUUAAAUUUUUACUUUAUUUCUAAAGAAAUUUUUUCAUAAUCCACAACCUUACUACAGACACAAGGAAUAUAUUUUGAAAAUAUGGGAAGAUACCAAAUGCCAAUACACCUUCAUAAAUGUUUAAAGUUUUAAACUUUAAAACCAGUUAACAUAUAAUUAAAUCUUAACAUUCAUAUCCAGGGCAUUACAAUUCUUACAUAUCAGUAGACUAUGGCAAAAUCUUGCAGUUGUAUGAUGCUGUCAAAUGAUCUGAUUUACUUUGUUUGGAAGCAUACAGGAUAAUGUCUUCGGUUUUUCUAUGGAGGAAUAUAUUGUUACAG